UUAUAUGUAUCUAGUUCUUAUAACAUUUUCUUAUCUUAUCUUCUCUCUAUCUCUGAGGCUUCCAUAGAAACUUUUAGAGAGAGAUGGCUCGCAUAGCAUUCGGAAGAUUCGAUGAUUCCUUCAGUUUUGGCUCCAUCAAGUGCUAUAUUGCAGAGUUACACUCAACCUUGAUCUUUGUUUUUGCUGGUGUUGGUUCUGCCAUUGCCUAUGAUAAGUUGACAUCAGGUGCAGCUCUUGAUCCUGCUGGGUUGGUAGCAGUUGCUGUUUGCCAUGCUUUCGCUCUCUUUGUUGCAGUUGCUGUUAGUGCCAACAUCUCUGGUGGCCAUGUCAACCCUGCAGUGACUUUUGGCCUAGCUCUUGGUGGCCAGAUCACCAUUCUCACCGCUAUCUUCUACAUAAUUUCGCAGCUUCUUGGCUCCAUAGCCGCUUGCUUGCUCCUCAAGCUUGUCACUGGAGGCUUGACUAUUCCAAUCCACAAUGUUGGAGCUGGAGUUGGAGCAGGAGAAGGAGUUGUUGCUGAGAUUAUAAUCACAUUUGGAUUGGUGUACACUGUGUAUGCAACAGCAGCAGAUCCAAAGAAGGGUUCACUGGGAACAAUUGCACCCAUUGCCAUUGGUUUCAUUGUAGGUGCCAACAUCUUGGCUGCAGGGGCAUUCUCUGGCGGCUCAAUGAACCCUGCACGCUCCUUUGGACCUGCUGUUAUCAGUGGAGACUUCACUAAUCACUGGAUCUACUGGGUUGGACCUCUUAUUGGUGGUGCUGUGGCUGGUCUUGUCUAUAGCUUUUUUUACAUGCCUACUGAGCAUGCACCAUUGGCCAGUGAUUUUUGAUGAUUUCUUGGAGAUUAUUGCCUUUGUAAUUCAAGUUCCUCUGUAAUAAAGGAGGAAAAGCAAAUCUUGUUUUUCUUUCUUUCUUUUCUUAUCUGAUUUAUCCUUUGGCUUUUUCAGCUUGGCAUGUAAGAGAAUUCAAGAGAUUAUUGAUAUGUGCAGUGGAUCAGUAGUGUUUAAUUAUUCA
Messenger RNA from Arachis duranensis, 1014 nucleotides. Its product is annotated as aquaporin TIP2-1. Gene Ontology annotation, cellular component: membrane. The record is from RefSeq and is a predicted model, not a curated record. The transcript is spliced from 3 exons. Gene Ontology annotation, molecular function: water channel activity. Bases 84 to 830 code for a protein of 248 amino acids. Gene Ontology annotation, biological process: transmembrane transport; water transport. NCBI's taxonomy places the organism in Eukaryota, Viridiplantae, Streptophyta, Magnoliopsida, Fabales, Fabaceae.